UUGUACGUCUGCAUCUGAAGUGAAACCUUAAAAACGAAGCAAAAGCGAUAAAAGUAUGCAAUAAUAAUUAAGAUAUGUAUAGAGAUGACGGAGAAUAUCAACUUGCUUCGAGUUUUAAUUAACUGUGCAGAAAAAGCGGCAAAUAUUGCCCGCGUCUGUCGCUCCAAUGAAGAUUUAUUAGCGCUGCUCGUUCAGGAGAAAACUGGAGCAGAAGCCAACCAACGUUUCGAGCAUGAUUUUAAGACACUGGCUGAUGUGUUAAUCCAGGAAACUAUAAGGCAUGAGGUUGGCAAACUGUUUCCAGAGAUGCGUGAAUCAAUUCUUGGUGAAGAAUCGACACACUUCACCAAUAAACUUGGCCAGGAAAUAACAAUAGCUGUGGGCGACACAGCAGUGGAAACUGCUGCAGGAUUGGAGGCGGUACUCGAUGGCCAUAGGAAAGCAGCCGAAGCAUUGGCGGCCGAGGUGCAUCGGAGCGUCGACUACGAUACAACUCUGGAAAAUCUUCCGGAGCUACCUGAAACACUCGACUAUAGUAAUUUAGGCAUUUGGAUAGAUCCUAUUGAUGCCACUGCCGAAUACAUUUCCGGCGAUUCCAUAUUUACUGACUUCCCUGGCAUCACUUCCACAGGCCUGGACUGCGUUACCGUAUUAAUUGGCGUCUAUGAACGAGACAGCGGUGUGCCUGUAAUUGGCAUAGUCUCUCAGCCAUUUGGGCAUAAGUUAAAGGAAAACGUGUACAGUUCCUCCUUAAAUUGGGGAGUCUGCUUGCCCACUCUGAAGUGCCACAACUGCAAGUCAGACUCAAGCGAACGUCGAGCAAAUAGAAAAAUAGGAAUAUUCUCCACAUCGGAGCAGGCCGAGAUAUUACAGCAUUUUCUCGACCUAAAUUAUGAACUGGCCUUUUCAGCAGGAGCUGGCCACAAGGCGCUAAAAGUGAUCUCCAAUGAAGCGGACAUCUACCUGCUCAGCAAAGGUUCCACAUUCCGUUGGGAUACAUGCGGUCCCCAAGCGAUUCUUCGCGCACUUGGAGGCGAUGUGCUCGACUACGUUGCCAGCGUCAAUCAGCAGCAACCUGUGCCAAUAAACUACAUCGACAAAUCAGAAUCCGACGCGGAUUGGAAGUGUAACUCAAAUGGGUUGAUAGCCGUGCGAGAUUUAGCGAUCUUAAAUGAAAUCCUUAAGAAAUUUGCUGAGAACUGAGUGUUGUUACCAAUGUUUGUCCUCUUUGAUAUUGUUGUUGUAACUGAGCUGUUGAUGUUUGUACCUUACAAAAACUAAAACUCGAAUGCUUUUCAUUUAUCU
Messenger RNA from Drosophila navojoa, 1305 nucleotides. It is a transcript of the gene Ipp, whose product is annotated as inositol polyphosphate 1-phosphatase. Gene Ontology annotation, molecular function: inositol-1,4-bisphosphate 1-phosphatase activity. NCBI's taxonomy places the organism in Eukaryota, Metazoa, Arthropoda, Insecta, Diptera, Drosophilidae. Gene Ontology annotation, biological process: phosphatidylinositol phosphate biosynthetic process. The record is from RefSeq and is a predicted model, not a curated record.